AGGAACACGUCCCGCAGGCUCAGCCCCUCCAGCAGGCGCCCGGCCGUCUUGGUCUGCAGCAGCUUUUCGAACCCUUCUUGGUGACCCAGCGGCGGGUCAGCGCGGUGUCCCGCAACUCCCGGAACAGGAAUAGGAUGGUGGCGUUGAGGAAGUAGCAAGUCUCCCACGUCGGCGGGGCGGGGGUCUCGGGGGCGGCGGUGGGGGUCGCGCCGCCCUCAGAGGCCGCCCCGCAGGGCUCCUCAUCCCGGCCGCCGCCGUAAAGGGAAUUGAUCCAUUUUCCUUAAAUACUCUUGCAAAACAUGGAAUAGUAGCUCUUCGCAGAGCAAAAAGAAGAAAUAUGGAAAGACUCUCUCUUGCUUGUGGUGGAAUGGCUGUGAAUUCUUUUGAAGAUCUCACUGUAGAUUGCUUGGGACAUGCUGGUCUUGUGUAUGAGUAUACAUUAGGUGAAGAAAAGUUCACUUUUAUUAUCGAGGAGUGUGUUAACCCUCGCUCUGUUACCUUGUUGGUUAAAGGACCAAAUAAGCAUACUCUCACACAAGUCAAGGACGCCAUGAGAGAUGGACUUCGUGCUAUCAAAAAUGCCGUUGAAGAUGUAGGUUGUAUGGUUCCUGGAGCUGGUGCAAUUGAAGUGGCAAUGGCUGAAGCUCUUGUUACAUAUAAGAACGAUAUAAAAGGAAGAGCUCAUCUUGGAGUCCAAGCUUUUGCUGAUGCCUUACUCAUUACUCCCAAGGUUCUUGCUCAGAAUGCUGGUUAUGACCCACAGGAAACACUAGUAAAAGUUCAGGCUGAGCAUGUCGAGUCAAAACAACUUGUGGGCAUAGAUUUGAAUACAGGUGAGCCAAUGGUAGCAGCAGAUGCAGGAGUUUGGGAUAAUUAUUGUGUAAAAAAACAACUUCUUCACUCUUGCACAGUGAUUGCCACCAACAUUCUCCUGGUUGAUGAAAUUAUGCGAGCUGGGAUGUCUUCUCUCAAGGGAUGAUUGAAUUCAAAAUCAACCCUUCUAGAAGAUGAAAUUUAGUACACUUUACAUCUGACUACUGUUGUGUAGCCUGAGCCAUUCUGAAUUUCUACACAAUAAAUGCAGUUUAUGUCUUUUGGGUCU
Messenger RNA from Pongo pygmaeus (Bornean orangutan), 1102 nucleotides. RefSeq names its product T-complex protein 1 subunit zeta-2-like. The record is from RefSeq and is a predicted model, not a curated record. The transcript has 8 exons. Gene Ontology annotation, molecular function: ATP-dependent protein folding chaperone; ATP binding. NCBI's taxonomy places the organism in Eukaryota, Metazoa, Chordata, Mammalia, Primates, Hominidae. The coding region runs from base 338 to 979 and encodes 213 amino acids.